AUGUCCAAUUGGAAAGAUACUUUCAUAAACAUGAAACCACCGAGCUGGUCACAGAUCAUUGUGAUAUUAUUUGAUGAAUACAAAAAGAACUCUUACAAUUUUACUAAAAACCACCUCUCCAUAUGCCAUACCAUCCCCAAAAACCCCACCAAAGA
Acaulospora morrowiae is the source of this 155-nucleotide messenger RNA. The record is from the annotation of a GenBank genome assembly. Lineage: Eukaryota; Fungi; Glomeromycota; Glomeromycetes; Diversisporales; Acaulosporaceae.